This is a messenger RNA of Pan troglodytes (chimpanzee), 3164 nucleotides long. Its product is annotated as speedy protein E18. The record is from RefSeq and is a predicted model, not a curated record. Gene Ontology annotation, molecular function: protein kinase binding. The transcript has 8 exons. Bases 551 to 1606 code for a protein of 351 amino acids. NCBI's taxonomy places the organism in Eukaryota, Metazoa, Chordata, Mammalia, Primates, Hominidae. Gene Ontology annotation, biological process: positive regulation of cyclin-dependent protein serine/threonine kinase activity.
CUUGUACAUGAUAAUCUCACUCUUGUACAUGAUAAUCUCACUCUUGUACAUGAUAAUCUCACUCUUAGAAGGUUUCAUCGUUUCUGCUUACCCUAGUUUUCUUUCCCACUCUGUUCCCUCUCCCACCAGACUGGACUCUGAAAUGGGCAUGUACAGAGACGAAGAGACCCCAACAUGCUUCAGGCUUUGAGUGGAGAGGACAAAGCCUCUGCUGGGACAGGGAACAGAGGGAUGUGGAGUCCCUGAAGAUGCUUAUGGACAAUGGUCUGAGGUUGGGACAGCGGCAGGAGAUACCAUUCAUCCAGGAUCUCCAGGACAAGAGAUCAGAAUGGCAGUUACAUGUGUUUUUUUUCAAACUGGUUGCCAGGUUGGCAUGAGCCAUGACAUCAGAGAUUCCAACCUUCCUGAUUGGAGGGACCGGACUCCGUGGUGCCUGGAGAUCAGCUGGACAACAGUAUCUUCUCAGAGCUGUUCUCCACUCCUGACUUCUCCUAGGCUUGAGAAUUGAUAACAUACUCUUCUGGAUCCGAGCAGUGUCCAGAAGAAGGCCAUGGACAGAACGGAGACUAGGUUCCGUAAGAGGGGACAGAUUACGGGAAAGAUCAUGACCAGCCGUCAACCGCACCCCCAGAAUGAGCAGAGUCCCCAGCAGAGCACCUCGGGGUACCCCCUCCAGGAGGUGGUGGAUGAUGAAGCGUUGGGACCAUCAGCCCCUGGGGUAGAUCCCAGCCCCCCAUGUAGGUCCCUUGGCUGGAAAAGGAAGAGGGAGUGGUCAGAUGAAUCUGAGGAGGAGCCGGAGAAGGAGCUCGCCCCUGAGCCUGAGGAGACCUGGGUAGUGGAGACGCUGUGUGGGCUCAAGAUGAAGCUGAAGCAACAGCGAGUGUCACCCAUCCUCCCUGAGCACCACAAGGACUUCAACAGUCAGCUUGCCCCUGGGGUAGAUCCCAGCCCCCCGCAUAGGUCCUUUUGCUGGAAAAGGAAGAGGGAGUGGUGGGACGAAUCUGAGGAGUCGGAGGAGGAGCUACGGAAGGUGCUCGCCCCUGAGCCUGAGGAGAUCUGGGUGGCGGAGAUGCUGUGUGGCCUCAAGAUGAAGCUGAAGCGACGGCGAGUGUCGCUCGUGCUCCCUGAGCACCACGAGGCCUUCAACAGGCUGCUUGAGGAUCCUGUCAUUAAAAGAUUCCUGGCCUGGGACAAAGAUCUGAGGGUGUCGGACAAGUAUCUCCUGGCUAUGGUCAUAGCGUAUUUCAGCCGGGCCGGCCUCCCCUCCUGGCAAUACCAACGCAUUCAUUUCUUCCUGGCUCUCUACCUGGCCAAUGACAUGGAGGAGGAUGACGAGGACUCCAAACAAAACAUCUUCUACUUCCUGUAUGGGAAGACCCGCUCUCGCAUACCCUUGCUCCGUAAGCGUCGGUUCCAGUUAUGCCGUUACAUGAACCCGAGGGCCAGGAAGAACCGCUCUCAGAUAGCCCUGUUCCAGAAACUUCGGUUCCAGUUCUUCUGUUCCAUGAGCGGCAGGGCUUGGGUUUCCCCGGAGGAGUUGGAGGAGAUCCAGGCUUAUGACCCAGAGCACUGGGUGUGGGCACGAGAUCGCGCUCACCUUUCCUAGAGCUCCAGGGACCGUGGAGGCCUGAGGUCAUCGGCCUGAGAGAAGAACACCGGACCCAGGGGAGAUGUGGAUUUUCAGCAGGAACUUUAUUCCAAUGCUAAUGGCAGACACCAGGAAGGAGGAGAGGAACCAUUUGUGCACAUCAUCUAGAAGAACGUGGACCAUUCUUGAUGGAGCUGAAUACAGUGAUCACGUUGUCCUCCUAGGAGCAGGGGUGGGGGGAGGGGGGUGGGGUCCUUCUAGGAGUCCUUGGAGAAAAGUAAGAAACCAGGAGUGUUUCCAGUUCCACCCUUUCCUGCGGCACCACCACCCUUUUUAUAUUGCUGAAUUCCAACCUCCCUGGGGCGGAACCUGGAGGUCCUGUUUCUUACAGACUUGGUUGCCACAGUCCAGGAGCAUUUGAAGGCACAAUGCAGGGGCUCAGAUUGGCACAGAAUUCUUUUGUGAAAUAUCAGUGCCACAGAUUGUAACAGAUAGCUUCAUGCACACUCUGCAUUUUAUUGGUUUGUUUGGGAAAUGUUGGCCAUUGAAUUAUUCAUAGAUUUAUUUCAAAUAGUUUGGAAAUUGUUGUACUUUUGAAAACAUGCUGUUCCUGUAGUUUUUUGAUGAGAGUUAUAGUUGUUAUAUAUACAUAAAGAUAAUUUUCUUUUCAUUUUUAAGAGAUGAUUCUUUUUAUCCUAAAUAUUUUAUUAUCUUUAAAUUUGUUUCUGUAUUAUUAUAUGUGCUCCUGAAGUGAGCACUCUUUUUAUCUAUGAUACUUCCAUAAUAAUCUCUUCUAUUUAUAGCUAUUGGUAGCUCCCCACCAGAAAAAAACAUAAUUCUGGUGAUAGAAAUUUUUAUUUGCUGUUUAGGUUUGUGACUGAAUUGUGAGAAUUCAGUUGUGAUUUUUAGCAUGUCUCAGAUAUAUAUACUAACACGUCUAAUAUAUACUAUCUAUUUUAUUGGUUUAUUUUGAAAAACAUGGGUAUAGAAUUAUUUAAAUAUUAUUUUAUUUAUUGAAAUAUUUAUUAAAUAUAUUUAUUUAUUUAAAUAUUAUUACUUUCAAUAUUAUUUUAAAUAUUUUGGAAAUACUGGUAUUUUUGAAUAGAUGCUGUUUCUAUAAAGCUGUGUGAUGGGUGUUAUAACUGUUGUAUACACAUACAUACAAUUUUGUUUUCCUUUUUAAGAGAGGAUUCUUUUCAUCCUAAAUCUUUUACUUUUCAAUCUUUGUAUCUAUUAUUACACAUGCUGCUGAAGGGAGCAUGGUUUUUAUCUAUGAUACUUAGCUAACAUAUAUAUUACAUUUAUAGCUAUGUAGUAGUUCCCCUAAAUUCUUGUAAAAAUAAAUUUUUAUUUGAUAUUUCAUAUAUGUUUGAAAUGUGAGAAUUCAGAUGUAAUUUUUUACCUUGUUUUGGCAUGUUUGUAUGUUACUUUAAAGAGGAUGUGUGUUCUAAAGGAGGACAUGAGCUGUGUGUUUUCAAGAGAACAAUAGAGUGCAUCUCUUGGGGAAACAUAAUAAAAAUGAACUUUUCUCACCUUCACAGCAAUUGUGAUUAUAUUGGUCUGGAUUGAUUAUUUG